AUGAAUAGGGACAAUUGCAACCUCAAGUCCGAGGUCAUUGCUCAUUUCAUCAAGGCACAAAUUGUGAUAUCACCAGAAUUGCCUCUUGCUACCAUAAUUGGGGUUGUGAAGGAGAAGUUUCAAUUCACUAUAUCAUAUAAGAAAGCGUGGCUUGCAAAGACGAAAGCAGUUGCAAUGGCAUUUAAACCUGCAAUAGAAGGCUUCAAGUAUUGUCGUCCAGUGAUAUGCAUUGACGGCACACACUUGUACGGGAAAUACGAAGGGAAGAUUGUUGCGGCCACUGCAGUGACUGCUGCGGACAAGAUUGUACCUCUUGCCUUUGCCGUUGUUGACAAGGAGAUGAUCGAGAGUUGGGUUCAACCAAGAGGGUACCAUAGGUAUUGCUUGCGACACAUAUGUAGCAAUUUCAAUGAAAGAUUCGGCAAUACAGUAGCGAAGGAUCUUGUGUGGAGAGCUGGUUCUGCACGACAAGUGCGGAAGUUUAACAAGAUUAUGGACGAUAUCUACAAGCUCGAGAAGAAUGCUGAACAAUGGUUUAGACGGAUGAACCCUAUUCAUUGGACAUUGUGCCAUGAUGGUGGUUGUCGUUGGGGCAUAUUGAUGACAAACCAUAUAGAGGGCUUCAAUGGUGUACUAAAAGGCACACGCAGUGUUCCCAUUAUAGCAUCAGUUGAGAUAACUUUUUAUCGACUCGUGAAAUAUUUUGACGAGGGCAGGACCAUUGUUGAAAAUGCGAGUAAUCGGGGUCACUUGUACACGACUAAUGUUCAACGAUGGAUUGACGAGCACCAAGCUAAAGCGAAUGUGCAUAUGUUGGUACCGAUUAAUAGGUAA
Camellia sinensis is the source of this 834-nucleotide messenger RNA. Lineage: Eukaryota; Viridiplantae; Streptophyta; Magnoliopsida; Ericales; Theaceae. The record is from RefSeq and is a predicted model, not a curated record.